CUGCCGCUGCCGCCGCCGCCGCCGCCGCCGCCGCCGCCGCCCCGCCGUCCCGGGUCAUGGUGCUGGGCCGCGGGCUGCUCGGCCGCCGGAGCCUUGCCGCGCUGGGAGCCGCCUGCGCCCGCCGUGGCCUGGGCCCAGCCCUGCUGGGAGCCCUUCUCCAUCACACGGACUUAAGGAAGAGCUUGACCGUGGAACAGGGCGCCAUGAAGGUUGAGUUACUGCCCGCGCUGACCGACAACUACAUGUACCUGAUCAUCGACGAUGAGACCAAGGAGGCCGCCGUCGUGGACCCGGUGCAGCCACAGAAGGUUGUAGAGACGGUGAAGAAGCACGGAGUGAAGCUGACCACGGUGCUCACCACCCACCACCACUGGGAUCAUGCCGGCGGAAACGAGAAGCUGGUCAAGCUGGCGCCUGGGUUGAAGGUGUGCGGGGGUGACGACCGGAUCGGGGCCCUGACUCACAAGGUCACGCACCUGUCCACACUGCAGGUGGGGUCUCUCCACGUCAAGUGCCUGUCCACGCCGUGCCACACAUCUGGACACAUCUGCUACUUCGUGAACAAGCCCAGCAGCUCCGAGCCACCUGCGGUGUUCACAGGUGACACCUUGUUUGUGGCCGGCUGUGGGAAGUUCUACGAGGGGACAGCGGAUGAGAUGUACAGAGCCCUGCUCGAGGUCCUGGGCCGGCUCCCUCCCGACACGAGAGUGUACUGUGGCCACGAGUACACCAUCAACAACCUCAAGUUCGCGCGCCACGUGGAACCCAACAAUCCCGCCGUUCAGGAGAAGCUGGCCUGGGCCAAGGAGAAGUACAGCGUCGGUGAGCCCACGGUGCCAUCAACCAUCGCCGAGGAGUUCACCUACAACCCGUUCAUGAGAGUGAGGGAGAAGACGGUGCAGCAGCAUGCUGGGGAGACAGAGCCCGUGACCACCAUGAGAGCCAUCCGCAAAGAGAAGGACCACUUCAAGGUGCCCCGGGACUGAGGAGGCCGUGGGGCUUGGGGCGCCCCUGGCCGCUGCCCCCCUCAAGCACAUUUGGGUAUUCAGAUGUUUUAGAUAAAUUUCUUGCCCGGAGUACAGGAAA
This is a messenger RNA of Mustela erminea (ermine), 1086 nucleotides long. It is a transcript of the gene HAGH, whose product is annotated as hydroxyacylglutathione hydrolase. Gene Ontology annotation, cellular component: mitochondrion. Bases 57 to 986 code for a protein of 309 amino acids. NCBI's taxonomy places the organism in Eukaryota, Metazoa, Chordata, Mammalia, Carnivora, Mustelidae. Gene Ontology annotation, molecular function: hydroxyacylglutathione hydrolase activity. The record is from RefSeq and is a predicted model, not a curated record. Gene Ontology annotation, biological process: glutathione metabolic process. The transcript is spliced from 9 exons.